GAAAAUUAACAAAAAGGCGCAGUACUUCAAACGAAAGCCGAGCAGACAACUCAUCACAACUCAUCUCCAUCAAAAGUCCAGCUAAGUUCCCGACUCCCCCUUCCGGCUUCUCCUCCGGCAAGCGCCAGCACGCAGCACGGCAACACCGCAACUCCGCCAGGCACCAGCACCGCAGCGCGUCUCGUCGCUCGUCGCCUACUAGCCUCAAUUCCGUCGACCUUCGGCGGUUCGGCCAUUCCGCCCUUCUCAAUAGUCACCUUCCAUAGUUCCGUUUGGAGCUGGAAAUAUCGAGGUUUGGUCUGCUAUACUUGUUUUGAAUAACGGCUAUAGACAAUGUCCUUGGGCUUCCAAGUUGCUGCAUUGGUGGGCGCACCUUCCUGCCCCAAUGCUAUUGCUUGGUCAGAGGAAAAUUUGGUAGCCGUGGCUUCAGGUCAUCUUGUUACUAUUCUGAACCCUGCUAAGCCAUUUGUAGCUCGUGGACUAAUUACAGUUCCUACCAGCAAGCCCUUUCAAAUUGGGCUGGUUGACAAGGAAGACUUGACAUCUGAUUGUUUAUUGCCUAUUUGCAUAUCACGAGACAUUCACCCUUGUGUUAGGUCAAUUUCAUGGUCUCCUAUUGGAUUUGCCUCAAAUGCCAGCUGCUUUCUUGCCAUAUGCACCACCGAGGGGCGUGUGAAGGUUUACCGCAUGCCUUUCUGUGAGUUUAGAGUUGAGUGGAUAGAGUAGGUAGUGGAUAUAUCCGAGAUGCUUUACACUUAUCUAGAAAAUGCCAAUUUUGAGGAUGCGAGCAUAUCUUCUAAUAUUUCAUAUGUAAGUGGAUUACAGGAUCAAACCGAUGACUUCCACCACGUCAAGUAAGGGUACGUUUGGAAUCUUUGGAUCAUAGAAAUUGCUAGGAAAAAGAAAAAAGACAACUGAUGCCUGUGAUAACCAAGAAUUUGAAGAAGACAUGACGUUAUCUCAUUUCUUGAAAACAAAAAAGCAAAGGAAGCUGAAAGCCUUGACUGUAGUAAACUUCAAAGAUGGUGUGGUGAAAAAAAACACACUGCAUCUCUCUGCCGAAGAAUAUGCAUCUCGUAAUGCAAUGAUAUCUUCACUUACUGUGGCAUGGUCACCCCAUCUACGAUGGAAAAGUGGCUUUUCAGUGCUUGCGGUGGGAGGAAAGUCUGGUAGACUUUCAUUUUGGAGAUUCCAUCAACCACAAUGCUACUCCACAAGGAGCAGUCCUGAAUCAAACCCUGCAUCGUUUUUGGGGUUCCUUCAAGCCCACAACACUUGGAUUACAUCAAUAACAUGGACUUUGAUUGAUUCUGAUGCUUCAAAUCAUCAAGUUAUGCUUUUCACAGGAAGUUGUAAUGGGAGUGUGAAGAUCUGGCGAACAUGCAAUAAAGAACUUCAGGAAUCUUCAGACAUCAGUCAUGUUUCAUUCUCUCUUCUAAAAGAGGUCACAAACGUAGAUUGUGGACCGGUUUCUGUGCUCUCAGUCAUAGUGCCUUUAGAUUCACCAAGCAAAAUUUCUUUAGCUAUUGGGAAAGGAUCAGGAACAGUUCAUGUGUGGAUUUGUGAGAUGUGUAGCAGCACAUUCAAGAAAGUUGGAUCUUACCGUGGACAUGAUCAUAUUGUCACGGGUCUGGCCUGGGCUUUUAAUGGACACUGCCUUUACAGCUGCAGUCAGGAUAACACCCUUUGCAGCUGGAUAUUGAUGGAAAAUUACCUACACCAAGUUUCUAUUCCCCCAAACACCCUUGGAAUGAUGAGUUCUGCUGAUAUGCCUACUGCUUUUGAUUCAUGUUGCGGUCUUGCAGUAUCACCGGGAAGUCUUGUGCUUGCUGUGGUACAUGGCUAUGACACUGAACUAUUAAACCCAAUGUAUGAGGCAAGGUCUUGUAAAGCUGCAAUAGAGUUCUUGUGGAUUGGAGGGCAGCAUCUAGAUCCCAUCUCUGAUAUACUUCCAGAUUCCUCCGAGAGAGAAAUGACAUGUUUGGAAACUAAUAUACUAUGGUCACUACAGCAAUUCAAUCAUAAUCGGCUAGAUAAGCCUUUGAUAAUGUGGGACUUUGUAGCAGCACUUCUGGCCUUCAAUCAGUCUAAUCCAAAAUGCGUAGAAAAUAUACUAUUAAAAUGGUUGGCGUCAGUACUUGGAGGGCCCCAAUGUGACAUUUCUACAGUAUUAUCUCAAGCCUCCUCUAGGUAUCUCCCGAGAUUGGCAUCCCGAACGUUACAACUAUUCAAUGUGAUAACCAGACAGGUAGUGUUAAAGAUGGAUGAUGAUAAAGACCUUGGUGGAGUGGAACUGUGGGACAUGUGGAAGAAGGUGCACAUAGAUGUUGAAAGAGAAUUAAGGGAUCGGCUUGUCGGGUUUAGCCUUUCUGUUAUUUCAUCAAAUAUCGUGUCUGGUUGUGAUGAAGAGGAUAAUGUUUGUAGGAUUGAAGGUUGGGUUCCUAUAGGAUUAGCACAAAUGGAGAGGUGGGUUGAUUUCAACAAAGCUGAUAUGAAAGAGAAUCUGAUGCGUCUUGCGGAAAAUGUGGAGAGAACAAAAAAAAGAAGAUUAAACUCCAUCUACACAAUGCAAGAGGAGUGCAGCUUCUGCUCAGCAUCGGUUCCAUUAGACUCUCCAGAAUUUGCAUUUUGUCAAGGAGAGAAGACCAGCGAAUCAGAGACUCGCGGUCCAAGCCAUAAACUACCCCGCUGCUCCGUUUCCAUGCUGGUCUGCCCUCCAACCACUCCUCCAUGGCAUUGCGUGUGUUGUAAGCGCUGGGCUUCACAACUAGCUCCUUCAACCCUUUUCACACUGCCAGAAUAUCCAUCAGAUUUUGAACCUUUUAUCCAUCAGCAGCGUUCUUCUACACAUCCAACGAAGCCUUGGUGCCCUUUUUGUGGGAUUCUUUUGCAGAGGUUGCAACCAGAGUUUCUGCUCUCUCCAACUCCGGUAUAACUAGACUGUAUGUUUUGGUAGUAGAGUUUAGGUAGCUACUUUGUAGGUAGGAUCUAAUGUAAUUAUGUAUGUAACCAUUUUUACUAACAUAUGUAAGAAUUAGUCAUUACUCCCGAUUAAAUAAAUAAAUAAAUUAUUGGUUGAAUUCAAUGACA
This is a messenger RNA of Cuscuta epithymum, 3090 nucleotides long. The record is from the annotation of a GenBank genome assembly. Lineage: Eukaryota; Viridiplantae; Streptophyta; Magnoliopsida; Solanales; Convolvulaceae.